AUGGAAGGGUUGAUGGAUGAUAUGAGCACAGGCAAGGACACGGGAAUUGACUUGAAUGUUGGUUUAGAUUGGGGAAUGGAUUAUGGAGAUGAUACCGGUGGUGUUAGAGAUAGUGACGAUAUGGAGGACAAUGUCGACACCAGCGAUAGUGAUUCUGAGGAUGAUAAUAACACUAACUUUGGUGAUGAUGAUAAAGAGAACAUCUCAGAUGAGCAUUUGCACAGCUUCGAAACACAGCCACACAGCUCAGAUGCACCUCUACACAAAGAUGCUGCAAAUCCAGCCAUGGCUCCACCGUACUCGAGUAUGUAUGACUGGACCUUGCUUGAUAAAGUCGGGAAUGGUAAGCCAUAUUCUAAAUGGGAGUCGGAUGAUGUUGUGGGUUAUGAGUUUGAAACCCUUGUGGAGGCUGCCAAGUUCUAUUCAACUUAUGGUUGUGCCAUUGGAUUCAGCGUACGAAAGAACACUCACACAUAUUCAAAAUAUGGAGUUAAAAAUAUGCAGCGAUGGGUUUGCUCACGCGAGGGGGAGCGUCAACCACUGCACAAUGACAAGGAGAACAGAAAGCGUGAACCUAGGCCUGUAACAAGGCUCCAUUGUCCGACAGCUUUCAAAGUCAGUUUUGUUGAAGCAACUAACCGAUUCAAGGUGAAGCAGUUUGUACCAACACAUUUUCAUCACUUAGCUGGAGCACAUGAAGUGCGGUUUUUGAGUUCUCAUCGCAAGGUAGAUGACGCACGUAAGGCUCAGAUUCGAUCACUUAGGGCUGCUGGUAUUCGCACCAAUCAAAUAAUGGAUUAUCUAGUGAAUUGUGCGAGAAGCUUUCACUAA
Molecule: messenger RNA, 831 nt
Organism: Linum trigynum
Lineage: Eukaryota; Viridiplantae; Streptophyta; Magnoliopsida; Malpighiales; Linaceae
Source: the annotation of a GenBank genome assembly